Haliaeetus leucocephalus (bald eagle) is the source of this 3018-nucleotide messenger RNA. RefSeq names its product cysteine protease ATG4B. Gene Ontology annotation, cellular component: nucleus. NCBI's taxonomy places the organism in Eukaryota, Metazoa, Chordata, Aves, Accipitriformes, Accipitridae. The coding region runs from base 74 to 1255 and encodes 393 amino acids. The transcript is spliced from 13 exons. The record is from RefSeq and is a predicted model, not a curated record. Gene Ontology annotation, molecular function: chromatin binding; protein-phosphatidylethanolamide deconjugating activity. Gene Ontology annotation, biological process: positive regulation of DNA-templated transcription; positive regulation of apoptotic signaling pathway.
CGCGCAGCGCUGCGCCGGGGCGUAUGUGUCGGUGGGGACGGCAACGGCCGCAGCCCUCGGCGGGGCCGCCGCCAUGGACGCAGCUACUCUUACCUAUGACACUCUCAGGUUUGAAUAUGAAGACUUCCCUGAGACCAAAGAACCUGUUUGGAUCCUUGGCCGGAAAUACAGUGUUUUUACAGAGAAAGAAGAGAUCCUGUUGGAUGUGACCUCUCGGCUUUGGUUCACCUACAGAAAGAACUUCCCUGCUAUUGGAGGAACCGGUCCCACAUCUGAUACUGGCUGGGGCUGUAUGUUGCGGUGUGGCCAGAUGAUCUUUGCUCAGGCCUUGGUCUGCAGGCAUUUGGGAAGAGACUGGAGGUGGAUAAAAGGGAAGAGGCAGAUGGAUAAUUACUUCAACGUUCUUAAUGCCUUCAUUGACAAAAAAGACAGCUACUACUCCAUUCACCAGAUAGCCCAGAUGGGAGUUGGAGAGGGAAAAUCCAUAGGUCAGUGGUAUGGACCAAACACAGUCGCACAAGUGCUCAAAAAACUUGCAACUUUUGAUACAUGGAGUUCACUGGCAGUACAUAUAGCCAUGGACAACACAGUAGUGAUGGAGGAAAUCCGGCGGUUGUGCCAGUCCAACUUCCCGUGUGCUGGAGCUGCAGCAUGCCCUGCUGUGGAGUCAGAUGUGCUCUAUAACGGGUACCCAGAGGAAGCAGGGGUUAGAGAUAGGCUCUCACUGUGGAAACCAUUGGUGCUGCUGAUACCUCUCCGCCUUGGGCUCACAGAGAUCAAUGAAGCCUAUAUUGAAACACUAAAGCACUGCUUCAUGAUGCCUCAGUCCCUGGGAGUGAUCGGAGGGAAACCAAACAGUGCUCACUACUUCAUUGGCUAUGUAGGUGAGGAACUCAUUUACCUGGAUCCCCACACUACGCAGCCUGCAGUGGAGCCCAGUGACAGCGGCUGUCUCCCCGAUGAAAGCUUCCACUGCCAGCACCCUCCCUGCAGAAUGAGCAUUGCUGAGCUUGACCCCUCCAUUGCGGUGGGCUUUUUCUGCAACACAGAGGAGGAUUUUAACAAUUGGUGCCAGCAAAUCAAAAAGCUGUCCCUGGUAAGAGGAGUGCUGCCAAUGUUCGAACUGGUUGAACGCCAGCCAUCACAUUUCUCCAACCCCGAUGUCCUGAAUCUCACACCAGACUCCUCUGAUGCUGACAGACUGGAAAGGUUCUUUGACUCAGAAGAUGAAGACUUUGAAAUCCUAUCCCUUUGAAAACAAAUAGGAAACUGACUCUGCAAAUUUGUGUUAUGUGUGGGGAGAAGGGGGGGAGGGAAGCUCCUUCGAGAGCCUGGGGCUACCGGUUUUCAUAGGCGCUUGCUGCCAUCCCCGCCUCUUGUCCAUCCUGGCAUUCUGUGCAGCCUCUGAGCGGAGCGUGCAUUGUCUGCGUUGGGAUGAAGAACCAAGUGGGUGUUAUAGCCUUACUGGCUGGAGUCGGAAUUUCUCAGCAGAAGACAGUUGCUGGAAGUGGAUGCAGUGGUGCUUAGGAGUUCAAAGCCUAUCUGUUACAUCAGCAGGUCAGUUGGCCUUCUGGGGGAGGCAUAGAAAUCGUUAGAGCGCUAAAUCCUUACAUGGGGACUCCCGUCUGGAGCUUAAAUAGAGCCACCCAUCAUUUAGCAGGUGAAAUGUACAGUUAAUGCCCUUAGCAGCUUCUCUUCUCACUGGCCAACUUUGACUGCAGCUCACAAUGCAAAUGAACAGCAGACAUGUCCCAACAAGACAGCUGUGAAGCCCCUGGAGUGCAGGUGGCCAGGCUUCCUACAGUACAAGUCCUGUUCCUGCUUUGCAGUACACAGCACUUCCUCACAGGUGUGGUACCCCUUGCCUGCUCUUAUCAAAGGAAGUUGAGGGAACUUAGAAGCAACUGGUAGUUCAAUAAGCAAAAGGCUGUCUGGGAAAGUGUGGAGCAGACCCAUGCUGCUGGGAAGGAACAUCUCAAUCUAUCUCAGUUUAAAUUACAGCAGAAAGAAUGGAAAGAGAAUAGAAAAUGUACGUGUUCUUGCUCAGUGAGUCAAUAAAGCAUUGUGCUUCUAUGAUGGAUUAAUCUCUACAGUAAGUAUCUUCAGGAAAGCUGCUUCAAGCAGAGAACUGGUUUCCAUAGCCCUGGGAAAAAAAAAUUCCACAGCUGAGAGAGGUGAAAACAGGACAACUGAGAUCUGCCAGUCUUGUGCCUGCGCCCCAGUGUGCUGGCAUGGUGUCUAGGGAAUUAAUCCUGUUGGUACCAAAAAUAUGAGCUGUAAAAUUCCUCAAGGUGUCCUCAGUGGGUUGUUCAGCAGUUCCUCCAACUACUCCUGUUAGACAUUCCCCUUCCAAAUCGGAAGAGGUGCCUGAAGGUUGAGUAGGCUUCCUAGCUGUGUUGGUACCUCUCCAUUUGUCUUCUGCCAGCUCCCCCUCCCUGCAGAGUAUGCACAAAGGUACUGUAGGAGCUAACCCAGAGAAACCCAUGUCAAGUAAUUAUCCCAAAGAGGGCAGUAAAGACAGAAUGCCUUGAGAAGGUCCAAUUAUACUGGAAAUUUUAGCUACUUUAAGAUGAUAGCUCUGCCUGGGGUCCUUCUCUGCACAGAAUUCAGAGAGAGGUAAACUGUUGAGGAGAGCUGCCAUAAUGCAAACUGCAAAGUUGCUGAAGUAGUUUCCUUAAUGCAUGCUGCAGAUUGCAAACCUGUUUACAAGGCUUGGGUUUGUACAUUUAGGAUUGGAACCUGUCAGCUGAUGCUUUUGUGCCCAAGGGUCGUGACAGCUGGCUAGAAAUGACCUGUUUCCCCUGCGACUGACCUACUGAUGCUCUAACUGUCCCUAUGCUAUCCAAAAGCAGAGGUUUGAACUGGGAACCACAAUGCUUCUGUCACUAAAUUAUUAUUUGCUGCUUUCUGCCUGCUUCUCCUCUUCUCUCUUGUAGUUAGGGGAAGAGGCAGCAGAGGAAGUGGGGCUGUGCUCCAUUCAUCUGCUUUCAAUUUGUAUCUGAAUAAACAGAUCUAAAA